Messenger RNA from Oikopleura dioica, 1944 nucleotides. The record is from the annotation of a GenBank genome assembly. Lineage: Eukaryota; Metazoa; Chordata; Appendicularia; Copelata; Oikopleuridae.
AUGCUCCGACGAAAUUUGCGCGUUCCUAAAACGAUAGAGCGAGUUCUGAGUACCUCUCCUGCUGUUCAAGUGGAUGGCUCAAAAGUAGGCUGGGAACGAAUCCGAAAGACGCGAAAACGAAAAGGCUACGAAUGGAACUCCCGUUACCGCAUUUCCAUGAUGGGAGGCCACUACCGAAAGGAUCCAGCAGUGAUCACCGGGACCGAAACGAAACUGGCCUACACUCCGACUUGGGAAUCGGCGCUCCUGACUCAGGGCCAUCGAAAAGAUCUUUUCAUGCUGCAGCGAUUGAACGACGAAGAAUCGACGAAAUUCAACCGAUUGAACAGCCACCCGGGUCAGACGUUCGACCCGCUGCGGCAUCGAACAGAAGUGACAAAAAAGAACCAGAAAAUGUUUUUUGCGUCGAUGAAGAAACGAGAAGAUUUCGACUAUGGAAUCAACGUUGCCGAGCGUGCAGCGUUCCCUCAUCGCAGAGUCAAAGACGAGUACUUGGACAAUUGGUUGACAACCGAUCCAAAUCAUAAUAAUGUCGAAGGGGUGGAUUUAAGAAGCCCUCUUACAAGACAGGAAAUCGCCAACGAACCCGAAGUCUGGAAGAAAGUAAUGCUUUAUGAACGCGAGCGUGACUACAAAUACGUAAUCCACCCCUACAGAAAAUCCGCACUGCCGAAUAUGUCAUUUUGGUACCAACACGUAACGAAAACGCGGCUUAUUCGUGGCAGACCUGCCCUUUACAAUCAAAUUACUGUCGAUCCGGAGAAGGUGGCAAGUCUGGCGCAGUUCUGUAAAACGACGCUAGAAUUGGCGCAGGCGACGUUUGGAGAACCUGGAAACGCAGAUAGAAGCUCAAAACAGGCUCAAGUCGAGCGGGUCCGACGAGAAAAGAUUGUAAAAGCAAUUUGGAAUCAAGCUCAAACGCUCGCUGGUUCACCUGACUCGUCUACAACUGAUGAUCGCCCGGAAGUACUGUAUUUCUGGAUGCGUGGCUAUUCAGCCACCGCGCCAGGCGAGACAGAGGAAAAGUACGAGGAAUCAGAGCCUGCUAAGUUCCAGUCAGUCUGCGCGCCAGUCGAGCAGACGCGAAUUCCGUCGCCUCUCCGACCGUUGCGGCCUCGAGCGAGCGCCUUUUGCAGCGAAGAAGAAUUGACUACGACGCACACAAAGGAAGUGCCCUCCGUCAACGAGUUAAAACUGCCCGUCGUGCUGCCCCUUGAGAUCGAGGUCAAAAUGCGUUCAAUUCCAUGGUUUGACUAUUCCCCAGAGGCGCUGCGAUUUUACAAACAACAGUGGCGCAAUUACGUCAAACCUGGAUUUCACGCUUACGCAGGGGACAUGCUGUCAAACUACGACAUGGCGAAUCGACAAGAGAAGCUGUCCGAAAUCACGCGCGGAAUUUCCAGCUCCGAUGUUUUCUCCCACACUCAGGUCUCCGCCAUGCCCGCAGAAUAUACAGUCAGAAAUCGACGAGGCGCUCAAAUCGCAAGCGAUUAUCAAGGGUUUUCUUGGACUGCUGGCCUUGGUCACUAUCAAGGAAAGUUUCAAGAUGAUGAUGUGGAAGUUCCGAUCGUUGCACAGCUAGUCAACUUCGAUGGGGAGCAGUUUUCCCUCUCCUCUUAUCAGCUAAACACCUUAGCGAUCGAUCCAGAGAACGACUACUGGAACAAAACGGUGAACUUAUGCUACGUAGAAAAGUAUUCUCAGAUGGAAAUCGAAGCUUUUGCCGAGCAUUUAUUAAAGUUUGCUGCCAAUCGAGCGGAAAUAAAAUUCGACGAAGAGCGUAUAGAGGAAGAGGAAAGAAAUUUGAUAACGCAAGUGCAGCUGGUUGACGCGCCGGAUAUUGCCAUCCAGCAGCCUUGGAAGUUCCUCGAAGAGCGGUCAUCUUCACUAGAAUCGUUAAUGGAAAAUAAUGAUAACGUAAAAGAAGUGCAAAGCCAAAGCUAG